Balaenoptera ricei (Rice's whale) is the source of this 1402-nucleotide messenger RNA. RefSeq names its product farnesyl diphosphate synthase (gene FDPS). The record is from RefSeq and is a predicted model, not a curated record. Bases 79 to 1344 code for a protein of 421 amino acids. Gene Ontology annotation, cellular component: cytoplasm. The transcript has 11 exons. Lineage: Eukaryota; Metazoa; Chordata; Mammalia; Artiodactyla; Balaenopteridae. Gene Ontology annotation, biological process: trans, trans-farnesyl diphosphate biosynthetic process. Gene Ontology annotation, molecular function: dimethylallyltranstransferase activity; (2E,6E)-farnesyl diphosphate synthase activity.
ACCCAGCCAACAAUCUGGAGCAGCAACUGGCGUCCAGGAACAGGGAGAGCUCGAUGCCCCCUCCCUGUGCCACCCCCCAUGCUGCCCCUGUCCCGCUGGCUGAGAUCUGUGGGUGUCUUCUUGCUGCCAGCCCCCUGCUGGGUGCCCCGGGAGAGGUGGCUGGGUUCCCUACGGCGGCCCUCCCUGGUGCAUGGGUGCCCAGUCCUGGGGGCCUGGCACAGUGCCCGCUGCUGGUGCCAAGCGUGGACAGAGGAGCCUCGAGCAUUUUACUCCUCCCUCAGAAUGAAUGGAGACCAGAAAUUGGAUGUUUAUGCCCAAGAAAGGCAGGAUUUCAUCCAGCACUUCUCCCAGAUUGUCAGGGUGCUGACUGAGGAGGACAUUGGACACCCAGAGACAGGAGAUGCUAUUGCCCGACUCAAGGAGGUCCUGGAGUACAAUGCCAUCGGAGGCAAGUACCAUCGGGGUUUGACAGUGCUGGUAGCGUUCCGGGAGCUGGUGGAGCCCAGGAAGCAGGAUGCUGAUAGUCUCCGGCGGGCCCUGACCGUGGGCUGGUGUGUGGAACUGCUCCAAGCCUUCUUCGUGGUGUCAGACGACAUCAUGGAUUCCUCCCUCACCCGACGGGGCCAGAUCUGCUGGUAUCAGAAGCCAGGCAUAGGUUUGGAUGCAAUCAAUGAUGCUUUCCUUCUGGAAGCAUGUGUCUACCGCCUGCUGAAGUUCUACUGCCGGGAGCAGCCCUAUUAUAUGAACCUGAUCGAGCUCUUCCUGCAGAGUUCUUAUCAGACUGAGAUCGGACAGACCCUGGACCUCAUCACGGCCCCCCAGGGCAAUGUAGAUCUUGGCAGAUUCACUGAAAAGAGGUACAAAUCUAUUGUCAAGUACAAGACGGCUUUCUACUCCUUUUACCUUCCUGUAGCUGCUGCUAUGUAUAUGGCGGGCAUUGACGGGGAGAAGGAGCAUGCCAAUGCCAAGAAGAUCCUGCUGGAGAUGGGAGAGUUCUUUCAGAUUCAGGAUGAUUACCUUGAUCUCUUUGGGGAUCCCAGUGUGACGGGCAAGAUCGGCACUGACAUCCAGGACAACAAGUGCAGCUGGCUGGUGGUUCAGUGUCUGCAACGGGCCUCUCCGGAACAGCGCCAGAUCCUGCAGGAGAACUAUGGGCAGAAGGAGGCCGAGAAGGUGGCCCGGGUAAAGGCACUAUACGAGGAGAUGAAUCUUCGGGCUGUGUUCACGCAGUACGAGGAGCACAGUUACAGCCGCAUUAUGGGUCUCAUUGAGCAGUAUGCUGCGCCCCUGCCCCCAGCCAUCUUCCUGGGGCUAGCAAACAAGAUCUACAAGCGGAAAAAGUGACUUAGAGACUGUGAAGGUGGAGAGGGGAGGCUCUCAAUAAAUUGUUGUCUAACCUGUG